Dovyalis caffra is the source of this 1677-nucleotide messenger RNA. Lineage: Eukaryota; Viridiplantae; Streptophyta; Magnoliopsida; Malpighiales; Salicaceae. The record is from the annotation of a GenBank genome assembly.
AUGGCAUCCAUGCUAACCAUGCAAACACAAAAAGGAAGAGUUCUAAAGAUGGGAAACCAGGGGAAGCUGGGACAUUUGUCCCCAAUGAUACAUGCCAUAGCAAUUUGCCUUGUAGCCACCAGUGCCGUGGCUUAUGAGCCUUAUUACUAUAAAUCUCCACCACCUCCAUCUCCAUCACCACCUCCUCCAUAUCACUACUCAUCUCCUCCUCCUCCAAAGAAGUCUCCACCACCUCCAUACCACUACUCAUCCCCUCCUCCUCCAAAGAAGUCUCCACCUCCACCAUACCACUACACAUCCCCACCUCCUCCAAAGAAGUCUCCCCCUCCACCAUACCACUACACAUCCCCACCUCCUCCAAAGAAGUCUCCACCACCUCCAUACCACUACACAUCUCCUCCUCCUCCAAAGAAGUCUCCACCACCUCCAUACCACUACACAUCACCUCCUCCUCCUAAGAAGUCUCCACCACCUCCAUACCACUACACAUCACCUCCUCCUCCUAAGAAGUCUCCACCACCUCCAUACCACUACACAUCACCUCCUCCUCCUAAGAAGUCUCCACCACCUCCAUACCACUACACAUCUCCUCCUCCUCCAAAGAAGUCUCCCCCUCCACCAUACCACUACACAUCACCUCCUCCUCCAAAGAAAUCUCCCCCACCUCCAUACCACUACUCAUCACCUCCUCCACCAAAGAAGUCUCCACCACCUCCAUACCACUACUCAUCCCCUCCUCCACCAAAGAAGUCUCCACCUCCACCAUACCACUACACAUCCCCACCACCUCCUAAGAAGUCUCCACCUCCACCAUACCACUACACAUCCCCACCACCUCCUAAGAAAUCUCCACCACCACCAUACCACUACUCAUCCCCUCCUCCACCAAAGAAGUCUCCACCUCCACCAUACCACUACUCAUCCCCUCCUCCUCCAAAGAAGUCUCCACCUCCACCAUACCACUACUCAUCCCCUCCUCCUCCAAAGAAGUCUCCACCUCCACCAUACCACUACACAUCCCCACCACCUCCUAAGAAGUCUCCACCUCCACCAUACCACUACACAUCACCUCCUCCACCAAAGAAAUCUCCACCUCCACCAUACCACUACUCAUCCCCUCCUCCACCAAAGAAGUCUCCACCUCCACCAUACCACUACACAUCCCCACCACCUCCUAAGAAGUCUCCACCACCUCCAUACCACUACACAUCCCCACCACCUCCAAAGAAGUCUCCACCACCUCCAUACCACUACACAUCCCCACCACCUCCAAAGAAGUCUCCACCACCUCCAUACCACUACUCAUCUCCCCCUCCUCCUAAGAAAUCUCCCCCACCACCAUACCACUACUCAUCCCCACCUCCUCCAAAGAAGUCUCCACCACCUCCAUACCACUACACCUCCCCACCUCCUCCAAAGAAGUCUCCCCCUCCACCAUACCACUACACCUCACCUCCUCCACCAAUGAAAUCUCCACCACCUCCAUACCACUACACAUCUCCUCCUCCUCCAAAGAAGUCCCCCCUCCCCCAUACCACUACACAUCACCCCCUCCUCCAGUCAAAUCCCCACCCCCUCCAUACUACUAUACAUCUCCACCACCCCCAACUCACUCUCCACCUCCUCCAUACAUCUAUGCAUCACCCCCACCACCAAAACACUAUUAAGCUCGUUUAG